AUGCCGUUCUUCAAAAAGUCAAAGACGGCCAACCUGGCCAACCUUGGGUCAACGUCCUCCGAAGUCACCCUCGUCGAGCCCUCUGCCUACCAAACAGCGAGCAAGGGCAAGACGCCGGCAACCAAGCCCACGCAUCCCAAGCAGACACCCAGGCCAUCGGAGAGGGACAAGUGGAAUACUAUGGAAGCUAGGUUAGCGUACAUUAUAAACAAGUUGGUCCCCGAGAUGAAAUCGCCCGGCAAGCCGUCCGCGGCGGGCAUCGUCUUUGUGCAGGAGGAUCCGACGACAAUCCAGCGCUUAAGAAAAUGGGCACCCAAGACCAAGACUGGAUGCAAGACCUGUCGUAUCCGGCGAGUAAAAUGCGACGAGGGCAGACCAUUCUGCAAGAAAUGUCGCACAUGCGACGGCUAUGAGGCGGCGGCUGCCGCCACCCCCGGAUCACCACCGACCAUGUCAACAGACCAGCUAAUGCGGCUGCUGGACCAGCCGGCGCACGCCUCGGGCCCCAUCUACGGCGGCUCGAGCCGCGCCGAAAAGGCAGCCUUUUACCGCUUCUACAACCUAACGGUCAAGCAGGUGGCCGGCAAGACGGACACGCUGUUUUGGAAGAUUAAUCUGCCGCAGCUGUCCCAGGCGCAGCCGGUGUUGUGGCACGCCUCGCUCGCGCUCUCGGCCAUGCAGCUGCGCGAGACCAUCCCCGACCGGACGGCCGUCGCGCACCAGGCGCGCCAGGACCACUUCCAGUUUGCGCUGAGCCAGUACAGCAAGUCGAUUGCGCAACUCGUUGCGCUUUCGGGCAAGACGGACAUGACGGGCCAGGACCAAGAGGCGGUGCUGACUGCCUGCAUCGUGCUCAGCUGCUUCUGCCUGAUGCAGCUCGAGAACCGCGACGCCCUCAUCCACUCGCUAUACGGGCUCAAGCUCACCCGCCAGUGGAAGUUUGCCAAGCGCGCGACCAACCCGCAACUGUCCGAGAGCGCCCGCUCCACCGCCGACUACCUGACCGCCAUGAUGAAGUAUUUCGAGAUGAAUUUCAUGGAGCAGGCGACGGAGCCUCCGACGGAGGAGGAGGCGGCUCUCCUGCCGCCCCGCGUGCUCACCAUUGCGCGCCUCCCUAUUGCGCGCCACCAGGUGGCCGACGAUGCCGAGUGUCCGCUCACAAUCCGCCUGUGGUGCGUCAAGGGCCAGGUCGACUUGCACCUGCGCUUCGUCGAGGACCGGCAGAUUCCCAAGGAUGAGUUCAUGGCGCAGCUAGAGACGGUGAUUAUCCUAGCGCAGGACAUUAUCCGCGACGUCAACGCGACGUCCACGCAGGACCAGGAGUGCACGCUCGCCGCCACGUUUGGCGCCGUGCCGUUUGCGCCGCAGCUCGUGCAGCCGCCCAUACGCUGCUCCGACCGCCACCGACUGCAGACAGCCACGGUACUCGUCACGGGUGGCGCUUGGCCCUCGGACAUUGGCUACUUUGAUACGACGGUCCUUGGAUCCAAGUUUGAGCGCGGCGCGCUGGUGCCCUACGGAUCGCUGGUCUGGGACGACCGCAUCGCCGCGGCCGGGUGCGACUGCGGCGUCGACGACAUUCGGCUGUGCCACGAGCACGCUACGCCCAAGAUUAAGCAGGACUUUAUGCGCGAGGAGGGUAUCAAGACCCUCUUCAAGGAUUUGGGUGAGGUCAUCCGACGCUGGCCGGUGCACAUGGUUACCAUGAGCUGGUAA
This is a messenger RNA of Cordyceps militaris CM01, 1716 nucleotides long. RefSeq names its product dynamin GTPase, putative. The transcript has 5 exons. Gene Ontology annotation, molecular function: zinc ion binding; DNA-binding transcription factor activity, RNA polymerase II-specific. Bases 1 to 1716 code for a protein of 571 amino acids. Gene Ontology annotation, biological process: regulation of DNA-templated transcription. Lineage: Eukaryota; Fungi; Ascomycota; Sordariomycetes; Hypocreales; Cordycipitaceae. The record is from RefSeq and is a predicted model, not a curated record.